Ixodes scapularis (black-legged tick) is the source of this 726-nucleotide messenger RNA. RefSeq names its product visual system homeobox 2-like. Gene Ontology annotation, cellular component: nucleus. The record is from RefSeq and is a predicted model, not a curated record. Gene Ontology annotation, biological process: regulation of transcription by RNA polymerase II. Lineage: Eukaryota; Metazoa; Arthropoda; Arachnida; Ixodida; Ixodidae. The transcript is spliced from 5 exons. Bases 1 to 726 code for a protein of 241 amino acids. Gene Ontology annotation, molecular function: DNA-binding transcription factor activity, RNA polymerase II-specific; sequence-specific double-stranded DNA binding.
AUGGCGAGGAAGAAGAAGAAGAAGCGGAGACAUCGAAAAAAAAAAAAGAAGAAACGGACCAUCUUCACGAGCUUCCAGCUGGAAGAGCUGGAGAAGGCGUUCAAGGAGGCCCACUACCCGGACGUGUACGCGCGGGAGAUGCUUUCGCUGAAGACGGACCUCCCCGAGGACCGCAUUCAGGUGUGGUUCCAGAACCGAAGGGCCAAGUGGCGCAAGACGGAGAAGUGCUGGGGCAAGUCCACCAUCAUGGCGGAGUACGGCCUGUACGGCGCUAUGGUGCGGCACUCGCUGCCGCUGCCCGAGUCCAUUCUGCGCGGAGCCAAGGGAGACGACGUGUCCUCCUGCGCCCCGUGGCUGCUCGGCAUGCACCGCAAGUCCAUCGAGGCCGCCGAGAAGCUCAAGGGGCAGGACUGCUGCGCCCUCGACCAGACGGCCACCACGAACGCGUCGGGCGGAGGCUCCACGCCCUCGGCCACCUCGCCGUCGCCCUCGGGCCCACCCUCGUCACCCCUGGCCACCCCAGCGGCGGCGGACCCGCCACCUCCGCCGCCGCCCACUCCUCCGGCGUCGACGACCACGGUCGCCGCGUCGGAGCCACCACCCCAGGGCGUCGUGUCGCUCCCAGGGGGCCAAGACCUGCGGACGCACAGCAUCGCGGCGCUCAGGCUCCGCGCCCGCGAACACAGCGCGCGGCUGCAGCACUCGAUCGACGCCCUGUUCGCGUGA